AUGUCGAAACCACAAGCCAAAGAUCUCUCUCAUUUGUUGUCCGCUGAGGCAAAGUCCAGAAAGAAUUCGCCCUUGAAGAGCGCUUUCAAGUACUUCAAUCAGCCAGGUAUGACUUUCUUGGGUGGUGGAUUACCUCUCUCGGAUUACUUCCCAUUUAAAAAAAUCACUUUGGAAUCACCUAGCCCUCCAUUUGCAAAUGGCAUUGGGGCUCAAGUGACUGACGAAGACAAGACUGUUGUCGAAGUUUUCAAGGACAAGACCUUGAAUGACCCAAAGUACAAGGACGUCGAAUUAUCCAGAUCCUUGCAGUAUGGCUACACCGAGGGUGCUCCAGAGCUCCUUGAGUAUUUAAAGGAACACACCGACCUAAUUCACAAGGUUCCCUAUGCUGACUGGGACUUGAUUUGCAGCAUUGGUAACACUGAAUCAUGGGAUGCCGUCUUGCGAACUUUCACUGCUCGUGGCGAUGCCAUUUUGGUUGAGGAACACACUUUCUCUUCUGCUUUGGAGGCUGCGCAUGCCCAGGGCAUCAAUACCAUCCCUAUGGCUAUGGAUGAAGAGGGUAUAAUUCCUGAAUCUUUGGCGAAGCAAUUGGAUCAAUGGGUUGGCGACAAGCCCAAGUUGUUGUACACCAUCUGCACUGGGCAAAAUCCCACAGGAUCUUGCUUGUCCGCAGAUAGAAGAAAGGCUGUCUAUAAGCUUGCUCAGCAGCACGACAUACUCAUUAUUGAAGAUGAGCCAUACUACUUUUUGCAAAUGGAGCCAUACACCCAGAAUAUUGAGGAGAGAAGCAAGAGGCAUGUUCACUCUCACGAAGAGUUCCUCCAGGCGUUAGUUCCGUCUUUUCUUUCCUUGGAUGUGGAGGGUCGUGUUAUUAGAUUAGAUUCAGUCUCAAAGACCAUUGCUCCAGGCUCUAGAUUUGGUUGGAUUGUCGGUCAGGCCAAAUUCUUGGAGAGAUUAGUGAGAUAUCAUGAAGUGACUAUUCAAGUUCCAUCUGGAUUUAGUCAGUCUGCCUUGAACGGUUUAUUCCAGAGAUGGGGCCAGAAGGGCUAUUUGGACUGGUUGAUGGGUUUGAGAGCGGUCUACACCCACAACAGAGAUGUUGCCAUCGAUUCCUUGCACAAAUACUUCCCCAAGGAGGUCGUGCAGAUCUUGCCACCAGUGGCUGGUAUGUUUUUUGUUGUCCAAAUUGACGCAAGCAAGCAUCCCAAGUUCAAGGAAUUGGGCGAGUCUCCAUUGAGAGUUGAAGAGUCUAUCUACAGAAAGGGAUUAGAAAGAGGUACGUUGAUGAUUCCAGGUUCGUGGUUCAAGGCCGAGGGUCAAACUUCCCCACCACAGCCACCGACGCCAAAGGAUCCUGCGCUCAACAAGUACAUUUUCUUUAGAGGUACCUACGCUGCUGUGCCAAUGGAUGAGUUGGAGAAUGGUUUGAGAAAAUUCGGCGUUGCUGUGCAUGAGGAAUUCGGUUUGUGA
Candidozyma auris is the source of this 1473-nucleotide messenger RNA. It is a transcript of the gene ARO8, whose product is annotated as bifunctional 2-aminoadipate transaminase/aromatic-amino-acid:2-oxoglutarate transaminase. NCBI's taxonomy places the organism in Eukaryota, Fungi, Ascomycota, Pichiomycetes, Serinales, Metschnikowiaceae. The coding region runs from base 1 to 1473 and encodes 490 amino acids. Gene Ontology annotation, molecular function: pyridoxal phosphate binding; L-2-aminoadipate:2-oxoglutarate transaminase activity; aromatic-amino-acid:2-oxoglutarate transaminase activity. Gene Ontology annotation, biological process: aromatic amino acid catabolic process; L-tyrosine biosynthetic process. The record is from RefSeq and is a predicted model, not a curated record. The transcript has a single exon.